Molecule: messenger RNA, 2031 nt
Organism: Thamnophis sirtalis
Lineage: Eukaryota; Metazoa; Chordata; Lepidosauria; Squamata; Natricidae
Source: RefSeq, a predicted model, not a curated record
UGCUGGCGGGGUGGGAGGUAGACGGGCCGGUCGGACCGGCGACGGACGCUGCGGGCUUAGCCGUCCCUUCCGCGAACAGGAGGCCCGGCGGAGGCCGGCUGGGUAGCUGAGUUGCCAAGCCAGGCAAAACAGUUAGCUGGAAAAGAGAAAAUGUCUUCUGAAUCCUUUUGUUUGGCUGCUCAGAUUAGAUUUGAUUCCAAAUGGCUGAAGACAGACUUACAGCUUGCAUUUACCAGAGAUGGACUCUGUGGUCUGUGGAAUGAAAUGGUCAAAGAUGGAGAAAUCGUAUACACUGGAAUAGAAGUUACCCAAAGUGGUGAAACAUCUCCACGAAAAGAUGAAAGCACUGAAGGCCAGACUGGAUCAAAGAAAGACGAUCAGAAUGACAAAGAGAGGAAAGAUGAGGAUGAUACACCACCACCUACCUAUAGAGCUAAAUCAAUUGUUGAAAGUUGGAUUUGGGGAAAACAGCCAGAUGUCAACGAACUGAAAGACUGCCUUUAUGUAUUAGUAAAAGAGCAGCAGGUUCUAGCCAAGAAGACUGCUACCACAACUCUCUCUGCUCUCAGGCUGAAACAGAGGCUUGCUAUAUUAGAACGCUACUUUAUCGCGUUAAAUAGGAGCAUUCUUCUGGAGAAUGUCAAGGUGAAGCGGAAAAGCAGCAAUAUCCCUUUGCCCAUGGUGGAUAAGAAAAGUCCUAGAUCUGUAAGCAAAGGUGUUGAAGGUCUCGCCCGAGUAGGAUCCAGAGCAGCCCUUUCGUUUGCCUUUGCGUUCCUACGGCGAGCUUGGAGAUCAGGUGAGGAUGCAGAUCUUUGCAGUGAAUUAUUACAAGAGUCCUUAGAUGCGCUUCGAGCCCUAUCAGAAGCAUCCCUGUUUGACGAAGGAACAGUAUCCUCUGUAUGGUUGGAAGUUGUGGAGAGAGCAACUAAAUUUCUAAGGUCUGUUGUAACUGGAGACAUCCAUGGAGCUCCAGGUUUAAAAGGCUCCGGAAGCAUUCCACUGCAAGACCAGCACUUAGCACUUGCUAUAUUACUGGAAUUGGCUGUUCAGAGAGGCACACUGAGCCAAAUGUUGUCUGCUGUGAUAUUAUUGCUUCAACUCUGGGAUAAUGGAACAAGAGAAACAGAUAAUGAACGCUCAGCACAGGGAACCAGUGCCCCUCUCCUUCCUUUGUUGCAGAGAUUUCAGAAUAUAAUUUGUAACAAAGAGAUAAACAAUACAGAAGACGAAAUUCAGGUGUUGGCUUAUCCACUAAGUCCAAAUGAAAAUUUCCUAAGAUACCUAAUACUGCCACAGGACAAUGAGCUAGCAAUUGAUUUAAGGCAAACAGCUGUUGUGGUUAUGGCUCACCUGGAUCGCUUAGCCACUCCCUGCAUGCCCCCACAGUGCAGCUCUCCAACAUCUCAUAAGGCUUCUUUGCAGGAGUUUAUAGCAUGGGGAUUAAUAGGAUGGAAAUACUACUCUAAUGUCAGUGGUCCAAUUCAGUGUGAAGGACUUGCCAGUCUUGGAGUUACACAGAUCGCUUGCGCAGAGAAGCGUUUUCUGAUCUUGUCCAAAAAUGGGCGUGUUUAUACCCAAGCCUAUAAUAAUGACACAUUGGCACCACAACUUGUACAGAGUCUUCCUUCUAGAAAUAUUAUUAAAAUUGCAGCACACUCAGAUGGACAUCACUAUCUGGCUUUGGCUGCAACUGGAGAAGUUUUCUCUUGGGGUUGUGGAGAUGGUGGACGACUGGGCCAUGGAGAUACUGUGCCUUUAGAAGAACCAAAAAUGAUUUCUGCUCUCUCUGGGAAGCAGGCUGGAAAACAUGUUGUACACAUUGCAUGUGGAGGCACCUACAGUGCUGCAAUAACAGCUGAUGGAGAAUUGUACACGUGGGGCCGAGGAAACUAUGGCAGACUAGGUCAUGGCUCCAGUGAAGACCAGACAAUUCCAGUUUUGGUUACUGGCCUGAAAGGAUUGAAAGUGAUUGAUGUAGCCUGUGGGAGUAGUGAUGCCCAGACUCUUGCUGUAACAGAAAAUGGUGAGUAG